This is a messenger RNA of Folsomia candida, 958 nucleotides long. RefSeq lists its product as uncharacterized. The coding region runs from base 1 to 816 and encodes 271 amino acids. The transcript is spliced from 5 exons. The record is from RefSeq and is a predicted model, not a curated record. Lineage: Eukaryota; Metazoa; Arthropoda; Collembola; Entomobryomorpha; Isotomidae.
AUGUUUCUAAAUUUCUUCACGAUUUUUCUUCCCACACUAUCCCCCACAUAUUCUUCUUACGUCCCCGAAACCUUGAACAAAGCCGUGGAAACAUUUCUAACCCGGCGAAUUAACGUUGACCACGCCCUGCGCGACUGGAUGGUAGAAAAGGGUCAUAAUCAGACAGACUUUUCAUUUCCGCAACAACUUGAUAAAAUCAAUGUGAAGGACUUGUUUGGCAGGUUUAACUUGACCAGUAAUUUGACUUCCGCCGUAUUCCACAUUUAUCACCCCGAUCAUCUCGUCAACUACACCGGUGUGACUUCUUUUGGGAGUCUAGAAGUCCUCCGAAUCGUGUUUAAACAACCUGCCGUCACUCCCUACAUUACAGGUCUCCACUCAACCAAGGGAAUUAUUCUGACUGACCUCGUCCUCUCUGAUGGAGGCUGGCGACUGACCUACCCCUCAUUUCAAACCACUGUGUACGUACCCUUCUAUAUUAAUGAAUAUGGUUAUCUGACCUGUAACGGGAGGCUCAAGGAUGCCUUUAUCCGCUAUGAUGAGACAUUUGAUUUUGAGGAUGAUGCCAUCAUAAGCUCGGGACACCCUCUGUACUCCUCCAUUAUCUACGGGUACAAAGACGAGGUUGGAAUGACCUACUAUUUUGGAAUGUUUUCCAACCCACAAUUCGAAGAAGUGAGACGAUUCGUCUGUGCUACUUUAUUAGAAAAAACGGUCAAGGAAAUAUUGGCUGAGACGUCGAUGGCAAGUACGAUUGAACUUUAUACAUUCAAAAUCCUUGUGAUGGUUGUCUUACUUGGAAAACUUAAGCACUAAUUAAUAUCUUAGUGCCACGUAGAUACAUAAAUACAUAUACCUACUUAAAAUCUUUAUAUAAAACUAAAAUUCUUCAUUGUUACAUUUAUUAGUACUAAGUAAUUCAAUUCAUAAUUGUUUUAGUGAUACUUAACAAAACUAA